Danaus chrysippus (African queen) is the source of this 1803-nucleotide messenger RNA. NCBI's taxonomy places the organism in Eukaryota, Metazoa, Arthropoda, Insecta, Lepidoptera, Nymphalidae. The record is from the annotation of a GenBank genome assembly.
AUGGUUAAAGAUUCGCAAACGGAUACAGGCAGUAAAACGUUCAUAAAUAAGAGUAAGGACAAAAAAGCUAAACCACAUCGACCGCUGACAAAAAUCAUCCUUCGUCGGCUGCCACCAACGAUGACAGAAGAAGCUUUUCUGGAACAAGUAUCUCCUAUUCCUGAACACGAUCAUUUUUACUUCGCCAAACCCGACAACUCUCUUGGAAACAAUGUGUAUUCAAGAGCCUAUAUCAAUUUUGUGAAUGUUGACGAUAUUUACCUAUUUAGAGACAAAUUUGAUGGAUACGUAUUUCUAGACGAAAAAGGUGUUGAAUAUGUGGGCAUUGUUGAAUAUGCGCCUUUUCAAAGGAUCCCUAAGAAGAAAAAGAAGAAGGAUCCAAAGUGUGGUACAAUAGAAAGUGACCCAAUAUAUCAGGAGUUUGUGGAGAAUUUGAGUAAAGAACAAGAGACUGAUAAUCAGCCUAAGUUGGAAUACUCUUACCCUGUCAAUGAUAAUAAUGAUAAAAAGAAUCAGUCAACACCCUUAUUAGAGUAUCUUGCUGCUCGGAAGCAAGAUAAGAGAGGACGAGAUGAAAGACGGAGGAGGGAAAACGACAAACGUAAAAUGAGAAUUGAGAGAAAGACGAAAGAUGCAACUAUAAAGAGACAAGAAGAUUUAUCGGAAGACGACGGUUGUGAUUACGAUUAUUAUGACAAUAGACAAAACUGUUGGUACGGGGAACAAAGAAUAUACCAUAAAAGUAAAAUUAAACAUAAUUAUAAUAAUGAUAUUAAAACUCAAGGAUCAGAUGAAACUAUCAACACUGAUUCCGACUGGGAUAGCCACUUCCCCGCUUUGAUGAAAACUCAUAACACAUUCACUAUAACAUGUAAUUUGACAAGCGAUAAACGUUACCAGUGUGAAGCUAAUAAGAAAAGCGCUGGCGACACAUAUUAUAAGGAAGAAGACUUUGUUGAGAAUGAUAUAAGGAAAAUCAAAUCCAGGGAAUGGGAUAAAGAGAAAGCUGAUACAAAAGAAGAUCAAAUUAAGUCCGAUAAAGAUGUGUUCGAAUACAAAACUUACAGGGAACAGCGUAAAGCUGCCUCUACCAGCGUGAUUGACAAGAAAAAGAAAUUGGAUGUAGACAAAAAAGAUUACAGCAAAGAUGACGAACAGUUGGAUGAUUAUGAUAAAUAUAAAAAAGAGAAACGCACUGAGAAAGUUAAAGAAUCACCUCGCGAGACGAAAAGCAAGAAGUACAGUGACACUAGGAAGGAGAGAUUAAAGCAGGCAGAAUUGGGAAAGACGGAAAAACAAACAGCAAUCAAUAAAAUCAUAUCGUCAGAAGGAAAAAGUAAAUCGCUCAAUCAUGACGACAUCAAACCUUUCACUCAGUUACCUCAAGUGAAAACCGAUGAUUUGACCAAGAUCAUAGAAGAUAUGGAUCGAAAAGUUAAACUAGAUGAAGCUGAUUCUAAAGCUUUUGAUAAAAUUGAUAUGGAACCACAGGAUGCGGUGGAUGUUGCUAUAAUGAGACGCAACAGUCUAGAGUCAGGAGACAUUUCAAGGAAGGACGAGUCUACAUUGAAGAGACAGAAGUCUCUAGAUGAUAGAAGCAAAUCUACAGACAGAGAAGGAUCAGAAGAAAAAGAGAAGAGUGAGAGUGGAGAUAGACGCACCGAGAGAAGAAUAAGGAAUAAGGACCGUCCGAGUCUAGUUAUAUACCAGCCUGGUAUGGGAAAGUUCAGUAAACAGCGUCUGGCUAAAGAAAAGGAUGUACCAUCAACAAAGACAGUCUGCGAUGAAAAGAGGGACACUUGA